CCUUUCCCUCUCUGGGUCCCCUCAGCGCCCUGUCCUCACCCCGACUGGGCCUGUCUUCCAGCACGGACUGGGGAGGGGGCUUCUACCCAACACAGACUACACCCUGCCAGCUCAGGACGAGAGCUGUGAGGAAGAGUGCCAGGAAUGGACUUCCCACGGGAGGGCACAUUUCUGGUAUUCCUGGCAAGAUAAGGAGUUGACCAAGUAAUCCAGGAGAAAAGGCAUUUCUGGCAGAGGAAACAGCCUGGGGGUGACAGGGAGGCUGCAGCAUUUGGGGAACUGCUAGGGCUAUCGUGUGUUUGGAAGAGGGGGAGGGAGAGAGGUAGGCAGGGCUAAACUGGGAAUUUUGUCACUGACAUAAGUUUUAAGUGCCAGGCGUGGUGGCUGUCGCCUGUAAUUCCAGCUACCGAGGAGGCUGAGGUGGGAGGAUCGUUUAAGCCCAGGAGCUCGAGGCUGCAGCGAGCCAUGAUCAUGCCGCUGCACUCCAGCCUGGGUGACAGAGUGAGACACUGUCUCUAAAAAAAAUUGGCCAGGUGCGGUGGCUCAUGCCUGGAAUCCUAGCACUUUGGGAGGCCCAGGCGGGCGGAUCACCUGAGAUCAGGAGUUCAAGACCAGCCUGGCCAACAUGGCAAAAUCCCCUCUGUACUAAAAAUACAAACAUUAGCUGGAUGUGGUGGUGCGUACCUGUAAUCCCAGCUACUCGGGAGGCUGAAGUAGGAGAAUCCCUUGAACCUGGGUGGCAGAGGUUGCAUGAGCCAAGCUUGCCCCACUGCUCCAGCCUGGGUGACAGAGUGAUACUCCGUCUCAAAAAUAAUAAUAAUAAAAUAAACAAUAGAAAAAGUUUUAAGUGAGUUACUGGGAGCCAUUGAUGGAUUGUAAGGGAGGGAGGCAUACACAAGGACACCUGGUGUGGAAAGCGGCAAAAUUGCAGGUUGGAUGACAGGAGCCGGUAAUGUGGGCUGAGGGAUGGUAAAGGAGUGGCAAGGGAGUCAGAGACAAGAGAUCUCUUUGGAGAGGCAUUCCGGAAGGAAAAUCAGUAAGCCCUAGAAGACUCUAGAAUGCCGAAGUGCUUGAUGUUGCUGAACUGGGAAUGAUAGGGAAAAAGGCAGGCUCGGGGCACAAGAUAAUGAGUCAGGGUGUAGUCCUGUUGAUGCUCUCCCCACCAUCUGGUGGCUGUUCCUCUCCCAGCCACCUCCGCGCCCCUCAUGGUAUUCCCGUGUUCCUGCAGCCCCUCUCCACCUCCUUGUCACCCCUUCCUCCUGUACUCGUCCAGGCCUCCUCUAGCCCGUGGAAUCCAACCCCAGCUCCUGUCAGCAGUCCUCCCCUGCUGCUCCCCAUCCCUGCCAUCGUCUUCAUCGCUGUGGGCAUCUAUUUGUUGCUGCUGGGUCUAGUCCUGCUGACUAGGCACUGCCUGCUGGCCCAGGGCUGCUGCGCGGACGGUAGCUCCCCCUGCAGGAAGCAAGGUUCCUCCGGGCCCCCAGACUGCUGCUGGACCUGUGCAGAAGCCUGCGACUUUCCUCUGCCUAGCCCGGCCCACUUCCUGGAUGCCUGCUGCCCCCAGCCCACCGCAGCUGACUGGGCACCUCGCUGCCCCCACUGCUGCCCACUCUGCGACUGUGCUUGUACGUGCCAGCUCCCCGACUGCCAGAGCCUCAACUGUCUCUGCUUCGAGAUCAAGCUCCUAUGAGGACCCAGGGCCCCUGCCCUCUGGGAAGCGGCCAGCCCCCAGGGCCCAUGUGCCCUCCUCCCUGAAGAGCCUUUCCCCAGGCCACUGGAACCACAGAUGGCCUGCCCAGCACCCAGGCCUGGGAACUGGAAGUGGCAGCGCAGGGCCUGGCUCCCUGCAGGGCAGGACUCUUGGCCGGCUGGACGGCAGCUCCUCUGGAGGGCCAGAAAAGAGAGGGGCUAGUGCUCGGGCAGGUGCCCCGGCUCCCCUUCCCCUCCCCAUGUCAACGAUUCUAUUUGAAGUUGGGCAGGGGGGUGGCGCUGCUCACCACACACAAGUGUUACAGGAGGAGCCUGGCCCUUGAGUACCGGGUACGCAGGGGUGCCCCAACCAUACUCCGUCCCCGGACUCCCCGUUAUUUUAGGAGGUCCCUGGCCAAAGAUUUAUUUCUCUUGACAACCAAGGGCCUCCUUCUGGAUUUCCCAGGAAGAAUUUUCCUCUGAAGC
This is a messenger RNA of Symphalangus syndactylus (siamang), 2172 nucleotides long. Its product is annotated as keratin-associated protein 10-10. Lineage: Eukaryota; Metazoa; Chordata; Mammalia; Primates; Hylobatidae. The record is from RefSeq and is a predicted model, not a curated record.